Rasamsonia emersonii CBS 393.64 is the source of this 1218-nucleotide messenger RNA. Its product is annotated as RNA-binding La domain protein. Gene Ontology annotation, biological process: RNA processing. The coding region runs from base 1 to 1218 and encodes 405 amino acids. Gene Ontology annotation, cellular component: nucleus. The transcript is spliced from 3 exons. The record is from RefSeq and is a predicted model, not a curated record. NCBI's taxonomy places the organism in Eukaryota, Fungi, Ascomycota, Eurotiomycetes, Eurotiales, Trichocomaceae. Gene Ontology annotation, molecular function: mRNA binding.
AUGUCUGAAGAAGUGAAAACGGCCAGCGCAGGUGCUGGUCCUAACGCAGAGGCGGAAAAGGACGUGCAGAACGUCCUGGCCGAAUUGAAGGCGGAGGAGCAGAAAGCGGGUGAGUCCGCCAACGGCGCUUCUGCAGAUGAGGCUGCAGAGGAAGCAAGAAUCGUUGCGGAAGCCGCCAAACUGGGGAAAGAAUCGGAGAAGAAGGACGAGUCGAAGACCGAUUCGAAGAGCCAGAAAGAGUCCCGUCCCAAGGGCCGCCCCGAUUAUCGCAAAAACAUCAAAUCCGACUUGACUUCUCAACAGGAAUCCAGUGACCCCGUUGCCAUCAGAAAGCAGGUGGAAUUCUACUUCUCGGAUUCCAACCUUCCUAUGGACAGGUUUCUGCUCUCUAAAGUUGGAGGCAGCAAAAACCGCCCGGUCGAUCUCACUCUUAUUCACUCUUUCAAACGCAUGCGCCACUUCCAGCCGUUCAGUGCCAUCGUCGAGGCUCUGAAAUCCUCCGAGACCCUUGAACUUACCGACAACGACACCAAAGUGCGCCGCAAGGUUCCCCUGCCGGAAUCCGUCGACGAAAAUCUCGAUCCCAAUGUUAUCAAGGUUUUCGAGGACAAGGCAAUGAGCAGGAGCAUUUAUGCCAAAGGUUUUGGUCCUGAAGAACCCAGCACCCAGUUCGACAUCGAGGCUUUCUUUGCUGCCUACGGCCCGACCAAUGCCGUCCGCCUGCGCCGUACGCCCGAUAAGAUCUUCAAGGGCAGCGUUUUCGUGGAGUUUGACUCGGAAGAGACGCAGAAGAAAUUCCUUGCCCUGGACCCCAAACCCAAGUGGAAGGGACAGGAGUUGAUCAUCAAGAGCAAGAAGGAAUACUGUGACGAAAAGGUCAAGGAGAUCGAGGCGGGUAAGAUUAAGCCGUCCAAGUCUUACCGAGGUCGAGGUCGUGGUGGCCGCCAGAACGACGACCGCGACUGGAGAGAGCGACGGGCAGAGGAUCAGAAGAAAGGAUUCCAGAAUGGAGGCCGAGACAGUCAGGGUAACAACAAGGAGCGCAAGGAGAUUCAGAAGGAUGCUCGGGGCGUUCCGGUUGUUCAGAGCACUGCCAAUGAUGAUAGCACAGCUUCCGCGGGACAGAAGCGAGCUCGUGAAGAGGACGGCGAGCAGACGACCACCAAUGGUGCUACGAACGAACCUCCGGCCAAGAAGGUGGAUGUGAAGGAGGGAUAG